Messenger RNA from Pimephales promelas (fathead minnow), 775 nucleotides. Lineage: Eukaryota; Metazoa; Chordata; Actinopteri; Cypriniformes; Leuciscidae. The record is from RefSeq and is a predicted model, not a curated record.
CAAAGACUUUGACCUUAAAGUAUACAACUCUAACUGUGUCAGUCUAAGUCUGCAUACUGGAAAGCAUGACAGAAACAAUCACUCUCUCCACGGGUCAGCAGAUGCCAUCGGUGGGCCUAGGAACAUGGAAAAGUGCCCCAGGACAGUUGAAGCAGGCUGUUCUAGCAGCGUUAGACUGUGGCUACAGGCACAUUGACUGCGCAGCGGCUUACGGCAAUGAGCGGGAGGUCGGAGAGGCCCUGUCUGAACUACUUGGACCAGGAAAAUCCCUGAGACGAGAAGACAUUUUUGUGACCUCCAAGUUGUGGAACACCAAACACCAUCCAGAUGAUGUCGAGGAGGCCUGCAAAAGGUCUUUGUCAGAUCUGAGGCUCUGUUAUCUGGACCUGUAUCUCAUGCACUGGCCAAUGGCCUUUGAGAGAGGAGAAGAGCUGAUGCCGAAGCAUCCUGAUGGCACUAUUCGAUAUGAUGAAUCUCACUACAGAGACACAUGGGCAGCCAUGGAGAAGCUGCACUGUUAGAAAUUUCUUGUAAUUUUACAGGAAAUUCCUGGCUAAUAGUUGCCGUAAAUUUACUGUAAACAGUAUACAGGACUGCUAUUGUAAAAUAACUACAACAAGAUACUGUAAUUUUACAGGAUAGAAUACUGUAAAUUUUACAGCAAAAUUUUAUAUUUACGGCAACUCAGUAGCCAGGAAUUUCCUGUAAUUUUAGGUAUUUUCUGUAAUUUCAUAGGACAGCAUAUUGUAAAUAUUACAAUUAAAUAUUGUAACUU